Amphimedon queenslandica is the source of this 869-nucleotide messenger RNA. RefSeq names its product probable RNA-binding protein 18. Gene Ontology annotation, molecular function: RNA binding. The transcript has 4 exons. Lineage: Eukaryota; Metazoa; Porifera; Demospongiae; Haplosclerida; Niphatidae. The coding region runs from base 118 to 801 and encodes 227 amino acids. The record is from RefSeq and is a predicted model, not a curated record.
AUUGUUUUUGGGUGUGGCUGGACAACCAAUCUCUCUUUCAUAUGCAUGUAGCCCCCUGUAUUUCCUCAUUUUUACUGAAAGGGAAGAGAUACCAAGAGGAACAAAGGACUCUUUAAAAUGGCUGCAGUCAGCGGAAUGAGCUCUCAAGCAACACUUAUCACUUCACAGCAGGGACGGCAUGAUGUUCAAGAUAGUGUUUCUAUAAUCUCACCCUCUCAACUGGACCAUGAAAUACCCAUUCCUCCCACAGUACCAGAUACAGGAAUAUCCAUACAGGCACACAAACUGUGGGUUGGUAAUUUAGACAAAAGGCUAACACAUCAAAAUAUACUCCAAUUCUCCAGCCCUUAUGGUAAAAUAGUAUCAUUUAAAUACAUGCUACACAGUACUGGUGCAGAGAAAGGGGAGCCAAGAGGAUACUGCUUCAUUGAGUAUUCAACAAGAGAAGAGGCAGAGAAAGCGAAAGAGACCAUGAAUGGCAAAGUUGCUCUUGGGAAGAACAUCAUUGUUGAUUGGGCCAGGCCGGAUCAAUACAUCAAGAAAACAGGUAACACUGUCUCGGAAACAUGGGAUGCUAGCUCAGUCUCGGCAACUCUCAGAGGUGGAGCAAGCACUGCUGCUAAAAUAGCAGCUUUAGAAGCCAAGCUGCAGCAAAUGGAUAAGGACCAGGUGUAUAGUGGUACACAGAGGAAGCCACGGCGCUUACCAACCUCAUAUUAUAGUCCAGAACACAUUAGGAGAAAGCAUGGUAGCAAGAUUAAAAUACAACGACCUCAAAAACCGAUUGGCAAAAACUUUUAAAGUUAUUUGAGAUGUAUACUAAAUUAUGUACAAUAUAAACAUUUUUGUAUAAUGAAAUAAAAUUUAAA